Molecule: messenger RNA, 2574 nt
Organism: Belonocnema kinseyi
Lineage: Eukaryota; Metazoa; Arthropoda; Insecta; Hymenoptera; Cynipidae
Gene: Con
Product: connectin
Exons: 7
Coding region: 282-1898 (538 amino acids)
Molecular function (GO): protein binding
Source: RefSeq, a predicted model, not a curated record
AUACAGAAUAAGUUGCGUUUUGGAUGCGAUCGAAUGCACAUCGCUUUCGGUAUCAGAGCAUGAAUUGUGAUCUGUGAAUCGGACUAAUUUUGUGAAAAAUAAAAUUUAAUUAUUAGAAUAGUUUCGUGAAAGUGUCGGUUUCGGGAAAGUGUCUCACCUGUGAUCUUCGUGUUUCAGUUUAUCGUGAAAAUAGGUGAAAUAAAAGCCGAGUCAUUCCUUCCAUACCUUUCAUCAGGAAUCUACUUAUCCAAAGAGAAUCCAGGAAAUCAAGCAGAAGCACCAUGUGGAGCGUCAUCCGAAUAGCUGUCGUCCUUGAACUCUGUCUGCUAAUUUUAGCAGUACCCUUAAGUGAGGGAGUGACGUCUCGUCUGAGAAAUAAAAAAAAGGCGACGAAGGAAACGAAGGAAAGCAAAGAAGUAAACAUUUGCGAUUUGGAGAGGCGAGAAGCGCCUUUCUUCUGCUACUGUGAUAAUAACGGGCUACGAAAUGCAAGCGAUACGAAUUGUUUGAUCUUCAAUAAGUUUGAAGAGGUUAAUCCUCUAUGGUCUUCUUUUUCCUCUCAAAUCUACAUCGAAAAGUUGACGUUCACCGUCAGACCUGAUGGAAGCUUUACUUAUAUUCCAACACAGGUGCUCAAACAGCUCAAAAACCUUCAUGUAUUCAAUAUACACUAUGCCAAAAUUCAUGAACUUGUUGAAAAUGUCUUCUCUAAUCUUUCGUCAAUUGUCGAAAUUAAUUUGAGUAAGAAUAUGAUUUCGGGCAUUAAGAGGAAUGCCUUCAAUAAUAUGAGCAACUUGACUUUCAUCAACUUGGAUGAGAAUCAGAUAGUUGAAGUUCAUAGAGACUGUUUUGUAAACCUGCCUAUGUUGAAGAAGCUUAUGGUGAACCGCAACAACAUCACUGUAAUUUACGAUAAAGCCUUCUAUUACCUAAAUUCUCUUCAAGAACUUGAGCUUAACGGAAAUCAGAUUAAUGUAAUUACCCGGGACAUGUUUACGGGCUUACGAAGCCUGCAAAAGCUCGACCUGCGAAGCAAUUUGAUAUCAAUGAUCGGCGAAAGCAGUUUUGCUGAAAUGCCCGAACUGCAGGAACUUGAACUAGAUCAGAAUCAGAUCAAGUUCAUCUCAGAAAAGGCACUCGCAGGCAUGAGAAACUUAAAAAAACUCAGACUCAGUGAAAACAAACUCGUCGCUCUUGACGCGGACUUCCUCAAUGAAGCACCUGCUAUCUACUUCCUUGACCUUAGGGACAACCUUCUCAAAACGAUGACCUUCGAUAAUGUUAAGCCAAUUGUGACGAACCUCUACAAUAAUGUCAGCUACUUCUAUUUGGAUGGAAACAAACUGACUUGUGACUGUAAGCUUGCUUGGAUUUGGGGUUUGAGGAAUGAGACAAAAAACAGUAAGCUGAGGGAAGACUUAGAAGAACUCACUUGCUUUCUUGAGAGCAAGAACGCGUCGCUAAAGUCGGUUAAGGAUGCUGAGAGGAACAGUGCCUUGGCUAUUGCACGCAAUCCAGGUAGGAAUAACGACUAUAUUAACAACUUUAAAGAAAAAAAUGUAGCUGAUGAGGAUUACUUGGAGGAUGGAACCGACUACGAAGGAUACGGCAAUUAUGAUGAUUUAGAAUCCAAAGAUACGGCAAAACCACCAGCAAAGGUGGAAAUCCUGGACGGAAAAGUUGGUUUCAUAAAACAAAUAUUUGAACUGAAACUCGAAGAUCUGCCAUGUCCCGAGCCUUCCAGAGAGGAUCUAAUGGCAUCCGAACAACCAUCAAGUCGCCAUGCAAACGCGAUCGGGUCAUCUGGUAUAUUUUUCUUCUCAUCGGGGAAGGCUCAUAACGUGAAUCAAUCCGUCCUCGCGCUUUCUUUCCUCUUCACUGCACGAUUUUUCACGUAGAAGAUUGGGUCCGUUAUAUCCUGAGAUUUUCAACACGAAGAGUGAUCAAUGAUCAUUAAAAGCAGCCACUUCCAAGAAAUAAUAAUUACAAAGCAUUUCGCGAAAGUGAUUAAAGCUGCAUAUCAAUUUCCAAGGUUGCCGAAAAUCCAUCUUAUUUCGAAAAAAGUCUACGUAUGUGAGAAUGUAGGAAACAACGUACGUAUUACACGUAAGGAUUCACAUUUUUGAACGAAAUGUUUAUUUAAUAUAAUUCUUUUCAAGAAAGCAGAGUUUAAGAUUUCGUCAAAAGGAGAAACCAAAAAGAGAUAAAAGACUUAAAAGCCUUAACUAUUUGGUAGGAUUUUCCUAAAAAUGUUCAACUCUGUUAGCUAUACACUGUAUAAUUAAAAUGUAUAAUUAUCUGGAUGUACCUGUCCAGCCUGUCCUCUAGCGUUUUUGUUUACCACGAAAGCGAAAUUCUUUUUGUAAUUCUUUUAUACUUUUCGAUGUUUACAUUAGGAAAAGCACAAAAUGAAAAAGUAUGUAAGAUAGCACAAUUUUACUAUUAAAGGAAAUUUUACUCAGGCCACCUGCUAAGCUUGAUAAUUCGACCUAUCUUUCAAACUUAAAAGAUCCAGCAUUAUUAGAUCAGAGGCUGAAUUUGUGGUCUCUGUCGAAAAUAUUAAAGUCUUUAUAC